AUGUCCUCGUCUGAAUCUCUUGAUCAGUCCGGUAGUAUCGUCAAGCUCUCCAACGAGGACGCUCGGACCGAGCAGGCAUUGGCGCAGACAGAGUUUCAAGACUGCUUGACUUGUCGAAUCAUCGGGACUGGAGCACUGGCUGGCGUCGGAAUAUAUGCGCUCAGAAUGUCUCGAGCUGGCGCCCCUGGAUCGCCAGUGGGGAAGAGAAUCAUGGGAGGGGUUGGUAUAGGUUUCCUGAUCGGCAGCUACUUCCGUUGGACGAUGUAA
Molecule: messenger RNA, 267 nt
Organism: Dichomitus squalens LYAD-421 SS1
Lineage: Eukaryota; Fungi; Basidiomycota; Agaricomycetes; Polyporales; Polyporaceae
Exons: 2
Coding region: 1-267 (88 amino acids)
Source: RefSeq, a predicted model, not a curated record